Funneliformis mosseae is the source of this 729-nucleotide messenger RNA. Lineage: Eukaryota; Fungi; Glomeromycota; Glomeromycetes; Glomerales; Glomeraceae. The record is from the annotation of a GenBank genome assembly.
AUGUCGACUACAAACAACAGACAAAAUAGUCAGGCCCCUGGCAAAUUGUUCCAAUUCAAGCUUGUUCUAUUAGGCGAAUCGGCGGUCGGCAAAUCAAGGUUGGUUUUGCUAUAUGUUAUAGUUUUACCAAUUACAAUAGAAAUUAUACUGGAUAGUUACUUGUUUAUAUUCAUUUAUGUUGGAGAUUUGAACGAUAUCUUGGUAUUGCGUUUUGUUAAAGACCAAUUCGAUGACUACAGGGAAAGUACCAUUGGAGCUGCGUUUCUUACGCAGACAAUUAAUCUAGAUGAAUCCACAACUGUAAAGGAUACGGCAGGUCAGGAACGUUAUAAGAGUUUGGCACCAAUGUAUUACAGAAAUGCAAAUUGUGCAGUAGUUGUAUAUGAUAUAACUCAAGCUUCGUCUCUGGAUAAAGCUAAAACGUGGGUAAAAGAAUUGCAAAGACAAGCUGAUCCGAAUAUCGUAAUUGCACUUGCUGGAAAUAAAAGCGAUCUGAGUGCUCGUAGAGCAAUCGAUUCUGAGGCUCGGACCUAUGCUUCAGAUACUGGUCUUUUAUUUUUUGAGACAUCCGCCAAGACAGCAUCUAAUGUCAAUGAAUUAUUUACAUCAAUAGCGAGACAAAUGCCACUUGAGCAAUUAGCUGCUAAUUCACGUGGACGAACAAGCGGCUUGAAGCAAAGAGGAGUUGAUUUGACGAACCCAACACCAGCUAGUAAUUGCUCAUGUUAA